CAGGUCAUAUACUAGAUUUAUGCAUGCCUUGUUCACUUGAAACUAUGGGUCAUUCUUGGAAUUUUCUUAAGGUGUUGUUUGGAUGGGUAGUUUGUAUCUUAAGCCUGAGCCUCCUCUCUUGGUGCUGUGGAUCUAUAGGGACUGUGCAUAUAGAUGGGAAGAGAGCCAUUGGAGCAACAGAUAGUGACUUCAUCUGUGCUACUUUGGAUUGGUGGCCACCUGAUAAAUGUGACUAUGGAACCUGUUCUUGGGGUCAUGCUUCUCUUCUACAUUUGGUACUUUUACCUUUACAAAAAUUGAGCUUUUAUAUACUGAACUUCACUUUUAGUACUUAUAACAAUUGUUUCUUUUAUGUUCAUUAGAUCACCCAUAGAGCUAUACCAUCUAUUCUAUGACUUAUCUGUGUUGUACGUGCAGGAUCUAAACAAUACUAUUCUCUUAAAUGCAGUAAAAGCCUUCUCGCCGUUAAAGAUUCGUUUGGGUGGGACUUUGCAAGAUAAACUCAUCUACCAAACAGAAGAAAAUGGUGAAAAGGGAAGCUGCAUUCCAUUUGUAAAAAACAAUUCAGCAUUGUAUGGUUUCAAUCGAGGGUGUCUUUCACUGUCUCGAUGGGAUGAAAUGAAUGUCUUCUUCAAUAAAUCUGGAGCGGUUAUCAUUUUCGGUUUAAAUGCUCUCAUAGGAAGAUCAUUCCGGCCCGACGGUUUAGCGACCGGACCAUGGAAUUCAACCAAUGCUGAAUCUCUAAUACGUUAUACUGUUAACAAAGGCUACACUAUCCAUGGUUGGGAGCUCGGGAAUGAAUUGAGUGGCGUGGGAGAUGGGGUAAGAGUUACAGCAUAUCAGUAUGUUUAUGACACAAUUCAUCUUAAGACGAUGUUGGAAGAUGUUUACAUGAAUGCUAGCAGUAAGCCACUGCUUGUAGCACCUGGAGGAUUUUUUGAUGCAAAAUGGUAUAAAAAGUUCAUAGAGGGAGCUGAAAACUCUCUUGAUGUGGUCACUCAUCACAUUUAUAGUCUUGGUCCAGCAAACGAUGAGCAUCUCAUUCAGAAAAUCCUCAAUUCGUCCUACCUGGAUCUCGGAGUAAAGACAUUUAAUCAGAUGCAACACAUCCUCAAGAGCUCUGGCACUUCUGUAAAUGCUUGGGUUGGUGAGGCUGGCGGUGCCUAUAACAGCGGCCGAAACCAUGUCACAAAUGCCUUUGUUUUUAGUUUCUGGUAUCUUGAUCAGCUAGGGAUGUCUGCAUCCUAUGGUACAAAGACAUACUGCAGGCAAACGCUGAUUGGUGGAAACUAUGGAUUACUCAAUACCACCACCUUUGUACCGAAUCCAGAUUACUACAGUGCUCUUCUUUGGCAUAGAUUAAUGGGAAGCAAUGUGUUGAAAACAAGAUUUUCAGGGACAAAGAAAUUACGCGCUUACGCUCAUUGUGCAAAGAAAUCUACUGGCAUUACCAUAUUGUUGAUCAACCUGGAUGGCAACAGUAGUGCAGUGGUGGAUGUUGCAUACAACAAAUUCUCUAAAAUCGGCGGAACCGCGAGAGAAGAGUAUCAUCUGACAGCAAAAGAUGGAGAUUUGCAGAGCCAGACAGUUCUUCUAAAUGGGAAGGAAUUGAUUGUAGACUCAUCUGGGGAGAUACCUUUGUUGGAACCACGGGUUGUGAACCUGGAAGAACCCAUAAACGUUGACCCAUUUUCCAUUGUCUUUGCUCAUGUACCUUAUGUGUUUCUGCCUGCUUGUAUCUGAUAUUGUGAAGUAAAUAGGAGAUAUUAUUAGCCCAUAAAGGGUCACCAUUUUGGUCAUGCAUUGUAAUGACUCUGAGAUAGGAAAGAAUAAUAAAUAAGGUCUUUUUGUUAAGAUGAUAGAGCACGUACUGCACUUUCGUUUGCGCUCG
Molecule: messenger RNA, 1891 nt
Organism: Cuscuta epithymum
Lineage: Eukaryota; Viridiplantae; Streptophyta; Magnoliopsida; Solanales; Convolvulaceae
Source: the annotation of a GenBank genome assembly